This is a messenger RNA of Cuculus canorus (common cuckoo), 722 nucleotides long. It is a transcript of the gene AP1S1, whose product is annotated as adaptor related protein complex 1 subunit sigma 1. Gene Ontology annotation, molecular function: clathrin-cargo adaptor activity. The record is from RefSeq and is a predicted model, not a curated record. The coding region runs from base 137 to 613 and encodes 158 amino acids. Gene Ontology annotation, biological process: intracellular protein transport; vesicle-mediated transport. The transcript has 5 exons. Gene Ontology annotation, cellular component: intracellular membrane-bounded organelle; membrane coat; AP-1 adaptor complex. Lineage: Eukaryota; Metazoa; Chordata; Aves; Cuculiformes; Cuculidae.
CGCGCAUGCGCCCUGAGCCCCUCCCGGAAGCGGAAGCGCCCCUCGCGCUGCGGCCGCGGCGCGGGACGAGGCGAAAAGGGGGAAACGGCGGAGGCGGAGGAGCCCCCGGGCCCCAACGGGGACCCGUAGCGGGACCAUGAUGCGGUUCAUGCUGCUCUUCAGCCGUCAGGGGAAGCUCCGCCUCCAGAAGUGGUAUUUGGCCACCGCCGACCGCGAGAAGAAGAAGAUGGUCCGCGAGUUGAUGCAGGUGGUCCUCUCUCGGAAGCCCAAGAUGUGCAGUUUCCUCGAGUGGAGGGACCUCAAAGUGGUCUACAAGAGGUACGCCAGCCUCUACUUCUGCUGCGCCAUCGAAGGGCAGGACAACGAGCUCAUCACCUUGGAGCUCAUCCAUCGCUACGUGGAGCUCCUCGACAAAUACUUCGGCAGCGUCUGCGAGUUGGACAUCAUCUUCAACUUCGAGAAGGCCUAUUUCAUCCUGGACGAGUUCGUCAUGGGCGGAGAGAUCCAAGACACCUCCAAGAAGAGCGUCCUCAAGGCCAUCGAGCAGGCGGAUCUUCUCCAGGAGGAGGACGAAUCCCCCCGCAGUGUCCUGGAAGAAAUGGGUCUGGCAUAGCCCCCCCCCCCCCAUUAUUUUUUUGGGGGGGGGUCACUAAUUAAGGGGUCCCCCCCCUCCCCUUAAUUAAACGAGGGACCAAUCAGCGCCCGGAGAAGAUAAUUUGGGG